AUGGAUGAGCCAUAUGGUGAGAAGGAAUUUCUUAGCCCUAAAAAGGUGCAAUAUGAGGACAAUAUAUUGGAUUUCAAUUCAGCUGUCUCACUACCAGCGACAAGCAAACCUUUGGUGCCCUAUGAUCAAGCAAUGGAUGUUAGUUUGGAAGUCUCUUUUCCUUUGGAAAUGUCCAUGAAACUGGAAGCCCCCCCCCAACUACCAAAUAUCAUGGAAGUCUCUGACUACGCAGAAGACAUCUAUCUUUACUUGAGGGAAAUGGAGGUUAAAUAUAAACUGAAUGUGGAUUACACGAAGAAUCAGCCAGGUAGCAUUGACAACUUGAGGGUUCUCUUAUUGAAUUGGCUCAUGGUAGCAGGGCAAUUACUCAGGCUCCAAAAUGAGACUCUCCACUUGGCUGUGAACUAUUUAGAUAGGUACCUCUCUUUAGAGGCAGUGUUGCAUGAGAUGCUUCAGCUGCUUGGCAUUGCUGCCUUGCGCCUUGCCACAAAGUUUGAAGAAGCCUACCCACUCAGAAUAGUAGAGCUUGUUUAUGUCAUAGCUGGCCAAUACACUAAAAAUCAGAUCUCAGGAAUGGAGCACAGGAUGCUGCAAGAGCUGGCUUUUGACCUUUCGGUACCAACAAUCAAUCAGUUUCUCACUCAGUAUUUACUUAAUCAACAACAGCCCAAUUCUGAAGUGGAAAGUUUAGCAAUGUUUCUGGGAGAGUUGUGCUUAGUUGAUGCAGACCCCUAUCUGAAAUAUCUCCCAUCAGUUAUGGCAGGAGCUGCACGUCAUCUAGCACUCUACACAGUCACUGGGAAGAGCUGGCCUGAGUCAUUGGUCCAGAAAAGGGGAUAUACCUUGGAAAGUCUUAAGCCAUGUCUCAUGGACCUUCAUCAGACCUACCUCAGAGCAUCACAGCAUGCUCUACAGCCUAUACCAGAAAAAUACAGAAAGGCAAUGUAUCAUGGUACCAUUGUACUCAUCAAACCUUCAGAGAGACACUAA
This is a messenger RNA of Monodelphis domestica (gray short-tailed opossum), 990 nucleotides long. The record is from RefSeq and is a predicted model, not a curated record. Lineage: Eukaryota; Metazoa; Chordata; Mammalia; Didelphimorphia; Didelphidae.